UGACGUAAAAUUGAUUAUUGGUAUCGAUUAAAACGGCCCUUCCUGCCAGAUAUAAAAGAGGCCAAGAACAGUGAGUUUCAUCACAACUUCAAAAUCAUGACGUUCCUCUGGUUAACUACCUGCACAUUGUUGCUUGGCAGUGUCUUUUCAGAAGAUGCCCCAAAGCUGGGCGCUAUAAUAGAUAAUGGCGGUGUUCUGCCCCCACUUGAAGGUGGAGGCAAUGGCGGUGUUCUGCCCCCAAUCGAAGGUGGAGGCAAUGGCGGUGUUCUGCCCCCAGUCGAAGGUGGAGGCAAUGGCGGUGUUCUGCCCCCAAUCGAAGGUGGAGGCAAUGGCGUUGUUCUGCCCCCAAUCGAAGGUGGAGGCAAUGGCGUUGUUCUGCCCCCAGUCGAAGGUGGAGACGGUGGCGGUGGCGGUGGCGCAGGAGAUGGCCAACUAGGAGGUGGUGGUGACGGGGACCAGCCAGUCAAACUGUGCACUUUUGAUGAUAACACAUGGUGCAGCAUGGAGCGCGAUGGUUCGGAACACAGAUGGAGUUUAGAUGCCUCUGGUUCCUCCCCAUCUCCCAGCGGUGACCACACAAGUGGGUCAGGUGUCUACGCCCGAUUCUUCGUUGCCGUAGCAGAGAUAGCGGAUUUUGACCGCUACUCCCUGUUGACAGUCUACAGGACGGAGGAGAAGAGCGACUACUGCCUGUCCUUUUGGUACCAGAUGGAUGGAGAAAGCCAGGGAAGGAUCACGGUGACAGGGGGGCCCAAGAGGGAGCAGAUAGCCAACGGACACCAGGGCAAGGACUGGAAGGAGGGAAAAUUCACCAUGAAUGCUGUAGCUGCAGGGCAACCAGUCAAGAUUAUUGCGCAAUAUCCAGGCGGGACGUUUGGAGCCAUAAACUUGGAUGACAUAAAGAUCACAAAGGGUGCCUGCUAGAUGAAGAAGAUUUAUAAUGGCAUGUUUUUCUUUGUAAUUGGAGCUAGAAUAAGAAAACCUCCUAUUAACAUGA
Messenger RNA from Lineus longissimus, 997 nucleotides. Its product is annotated as ATP-dependent RNA helicase A-like. Gene Ontology annotation, cellular component: membrane. The coding region runs from base 97 to 924 and encodes 275 amino acids. The record is from RefSeq and is a predicted model, not a curated record. NCBI's taxonomy places the organism in Eukaryota, Metazoa, Nemertea, Pilidiophora, Heteronemertea, Lineidae. The transcript is spliced from 6 exons.